AAUACAUUUCAUUUUUUUUCUCUGUGCAAAUGAGAUCUAACGGAUAAUUGCCUUUUGUUUUUGUUUUUUAAUUGUAUGUUCAAUUAAAGAUCUUGAUGAAAGAAUGUUGCCCUGUAGUGUUGCUCUGUGUCUGCAUCACAGAAACCUUGUCUGCAGUAUCGACAUGACCUAUAUAUCCUGCUAAUUAUAUAAUAAAUGGUGUUCCAUGGAAGGGCGGCUCUUUCUGGUAAAAUGAGCCGGAUCAAUGUGUUGCAGACGUAAGCGGGUCUGUGUUUUUACCGUUUGAAACGGAAGCGGCCGAGCUCCGGUCUCCCGGCUAAUCGAUAGUCCACUACAUUAUUUUCACAUCUCGACAGUGGAGCGGUCGCGCUCGAAGUCUUUUUUUGGCGUUGCAUUAUAGUCAACGAGCGGUGACUGUACUGGGGGCUCACGCAUGCGCAGUCAGAGCCCCGGAGCCGCAGGAGAUAAUAGCUGGUAAGCCAAAUUUCAGUUCCGAAUUGAUGUGAAACCACGAAUUUAUUUCACAUUUAUAAUUUGUCCCUCUUAUUGUGGCAGAUCAGAACAUCUUUUAACCACAAGCGGUUUAAAGGGACGGGUGUAAAUGUGUUUUGAGGCAGAGCGUUUCGGCGUUUAGGAUAUAAUCAACCACAAAUGCUUUCCGUUUUAAAAUGUAUAUCUGAGCUAUCACGCGCCUCAUUAACCUACCGACUUAAAUACUUUGAAAUAAGCAGUCGCGCGGGUGUUGCUGACAUAUCUAACACGCUUAACGCUGUGGUGAGGAGAGAAUGCUGCUCAUUCAUUUGAGAUGCAGCUGGAAUGGGUGACAGGGUUCAUUUUUCACUAAAUGACAUUUUCACAGGGUUUGAGACACUGCUUUUAUUCAUUUUUUUUCUGUCUCCUGGAUGUGUUUGCCUCCGCCAUUUUAACUGAAAUGUAUUUUUAUUUAGUGUGCGUGUGUGGACUUGAGCUUGUGCGUAAAUAUUGGUGUGUCACCAUUAUUGCCUUUUUAUUGGAGGCAGCCUAAUGGAUGUCUGAUAGAAAGUCACACGGGGUCAUGGCUUUUGAUGGUGGAAGGCGCUGCCAUCAUUCUGUAAAUGGCAUCCUCAAAAUACAAUUAUAUACAAUAUAACAAUACAAUAUAAGUAUUGUUUAAGUUGGGGGAAAUAUAUCUGAUAAGUAUUUUCUUGUAGAUUUACAUUUGAUAAAUCUUAAUUCAUGUUUCUCAGAGCCAUUUUCGGAAAAAGGAGAAAGAAGUGCCUAUUAGCAGAGGCUUCAUAGUCAUAUCUAAAAACUCAGUCUUUACUUAUCUGUAAGUGUCUGUUCUUAUGAAUGUGCAUCGUAUUAAUACCCUUUUUAAUGAUAACUGGUACAAGAAAAAUGAAAUCGGAUGAAUCAAACAACGCAAAAAAAACACGACAGAGGAUCCAUAACUUUUUGUCAAGUCAGUAUAUACAUAUAUAUAUACAUUCAUACAAAAGAGGGAUUCACAGUCUGUCCACAUACAACACCCUGAGAUCACACCCAUGAUUCAAAUUCAUAAAAGGAAAAUCUCCAUAAAAAACGUUGAACUUUGAGUGCUGUAAACCUAUUUAUUCCAUUGAGAGCACUGCUUUGUACUGCCCCUCAUGCUCUUUACUCUCCAGUACUCCGGAGUAAAGGACUGGGACGCCGUUAUGAGUACCAAAGUGAACGUGGAGGCUUUACCCAAAGAACCCGAUCGCACCCCUUUGGACCCGUGCUCCUCGUCCCCUAGCGAAGCCGUCCUCAUCUGUGGGAGUGACGGGGUGGCCAAGAAGGCUCGGCUCCAACCCCACACCACCACGGCUUUCCUCCUACCAGCUCCCGCUGCCAGUCAUCAGAAGCUGGAGGUGACUCCAGCUGUUUCAGUGGGAGACUCGGGUAAAGGAGGCAGGGCCAAUGAGACGGCCACACCCACGUUGACAGCACAGGUGGGCGGUGCUUGUAGCAUCGUCCACGUCCUGGAGUGGAAGGAAGGGGUGGCCAUCCUGCCCAGCAGCAACCUCAAGUUCUGUGUGAGUGAUGUGGGAACGUUGAGCACCCUGAUCACCCCAGGGACCACCAGCAGCAUCACUGAACCAGCAGCCGGGACUUCUGGGAGAUCCGCUGAUGCAGAGAGCGCUCCAGCAGACAAGCCAGAGGUGUCGGCUCCUGUCGGCUCUGUGAGAGGUGCAGUAGUGGAGCCGGAGAGGUUGCUGCCGGUCAAACCUGAAGUCCAGGUCGGACUGAGACAACAGAGCUAUGAUGCCAGAGCUCAGAGGACCUACAGAGAGGAGCUGCGCAGAGAGCCCAUCACUGACAAGAGGAUUGUCGGGGUAGAGAAGGUGCCAGCAGGCGGGAGGGUCUCCUCCCUUAACCCAGAUCACCUGAAACCCAUGAGGAAGAGGAAGAGGAAGGAAUACCUGAGUCCCUCUGAGGAAGACUCUGACAUCGAAGGCACGGAUGAGAAAAUUGAUGAUUCUAAAGCAGACGGCAGACACAUCAGAGGAGCUGGAGACAGUAAGACAGAGCAGUGGACGUGGGCUCAGUAUCUGGAGGAAACCAAAUCUGUUGCUGCGCCCAACAAGCUUUUCCAAGAGACCCAGAGAGUGCCAACAGUGAAGAGCGGCUUUAAGCAGGGGAUGAAGCUGGAAGGCAUCGACCCGCAGCAUCCGUCCAUGUACUUUGUUCUCACCGUGGCCGAGGUCUGUGGUUACCGGCUGCGGCUUCAUUUUGACGGCUACUCUGACUGCCACGACUUCUGGGUGAAUGCCAACUCCCCCGACAUCCACCCAGCAGGCUGGUGUGAGAGCACGGCACACAAACUGCACACUCCCAAAGGCUGUAAAGAGGAGGAGUUUACCUGGACCAACUACCUGAGAAUGACUAAAGCACAAGUGGCGUCCAAAGAACUCUUUGCCAGUCCUGGGAGGAUCGAUGUGAAGUGCAGUUUUGAGAUAGGAAUGAAGCUGGAGGCCGUCGACCGUAUGAACCCCUCGCUCAUCUGUGUAGCAACCGUCACUGACGUGGUGGACGAACGCUUCCUGGUUCAUUUUGACAACUGGGAUGAUACGUACGACUAUUGGUGUGAUUCCAGCAGUCCGUACAUUCACCCUAUUGGUUGGUGCCAGGAGAGGAACCUCCCCCUAACACCACCCCAAGAUUACCCAGAUCAGGCCCGGUUCUCCUGGUCUCACUACUUGGAGGAGACUGGUUCCAAGGUGGUGGCCGCUGACGCCUUUAAAGUGCGUGCGGCCCACAGCUUCCAGCCUCAGAUGAAACUGGAGGCGGUGGACAAGAGAAGUCCUGGUCUGAUCAGAGUGGCUACAGUGGAGGAAGUCGAGACUCAUCGCAUUAAGGUCCAUUAUGACGGCUGGAGUCAUGUCUACGAUGAGUGGAUGGACUCGGAUCACCCCGACAUCCACCCAGCAGGCUGGUGUGAGGCGACCAGUCACCCACUCAAAGUUCCCCCACGGGACGCCAAAACACAUCAGCCACAUGGUAGCAACCAGCACUUCAGUCAAAACUGUGUGAGGGAGCCUCCUGCCACAGGCCAGUCCACCUACCCCUCCUCGGUUCCCUGUAAACCCAUCAGCCACCCCAGAUCCAACAAGUACAGCUUCCACAACAGGAAGUGUCCAACUCCUGGUUGUGAUGGUUCAGGCCAUGUGACCGGCCGCUUCACUGCCCAUCACUGCAUAUCCGGCUGCCCACUGGCUGAGCGUAACCAAGGCAGGCUGAAGGCCGAGCUGUCAGACUCGGAGUGCAAGAGGACUCUCUUCUUCGGCCAGAGGACCAAGAAGACACAUUUCCGUGGCAGGAUUGGUCGUCCUCCCAAAUACAGGAAGAACCAGCAGAGAGACUACCAGAACAUGUCCUCAGAGGGCGUGUAUCCGUCACUGUUCAUGUCAGCUCUGAGCAGCCAGUCAGACAGGACUCUGUCUCUGUGCUGGGAGCAGCACUGUAAGCUACUGCCCGGCGUUCAGGGCAUUCACGCCAGCCAGGUGGCAGCAUGGAGCGUUGAAGAGGUCUUCAUGUUUGUCCAGAAUCUAAUCGGCUGUGAAGAACAGGCUCGUCUCUUCAAAGAAGAGAUGAUUGACGGGGAGGCCUUCCUGCUGCUGACCCAGACCGACAUUGUGAAGAUCAUGAGCAUCAAGCUAGGCCCCGCCCUCAAGAUCUCCAACGCCAUUCUCAUGUUCAAGAGCACAGACGAGGUACUCAAGUGAUCCCGCCCUCACCUGACCUGUGGCGUCGGGCCGUCGAUCAUCAUGUGCCAAACUCAUUCUGUUGCAGGGAAAAGACCCUGACCUCUUUUUUUUCAUGUGUUUGGUGUCCUGUACCCAUCAGAGAGGGGGGGGGGGG
This is a messenger RNA of Anarrhichthys ocellatus (wolf-eel), 4359 nucleotides long. It is a transcript of the gene l3mbtl1, whose product is annotated as L3MBTL histone methyl-lysine binding protein 1. Gene Ontology annotation, biological process: negative regulation of DNA-templated transcription. NCBI's taxonomy places the organism in Eukaryota, Metazoa, Chordata, Actinopteri, Perciformes, Anarhichadidae. The transcript has 21 exons. Gene Ontology annotation, molecular function: histone binding; chromatin binding; zinc ion binding. The coding region runs from base 1626 to 4223 and encodes 865 amino acids. Gene Ontology annotation, cellular component: nucleus. The record is from RefSeq and is a predicted model, not a curated record.